Molecule: messenger RNA, 3801 nt
Organism: Pimephales promelas (fathead minnow)
Lineage: Eukaryota; Metazoa; Chordata; Actinopteri; Cypriniformes; Leuciscidae
Source: RefSeq, a predicted model, not a curated record
ACUGUUUCCUGUACAGUCGAAACUCGGAAGUUGCUGUCGAGAUGAAUGGUUUGAAAGGCCUGCAUUAUGGCGUGUGCACGGCAAUCUGCUGUUGAGUUCCUCAAAAACGCCAGGAGAAACCUGGUGACCCAUAUGAAGGACCUUCCUCUGAUCAUUGAGAAUCUUUAUCAGAAGAAGGUUUUCAAUGAACAUGAGGUCGAUGCUCUCAAAGCUGAGAGGACAGAGUUUGAUAAAGCCAGAUGUAUAUUGGAUUGGGUCAUUAACAAAGGGGAAGAGGCCAGUUAUGAAUUACUCAGGAUUUUGGAUGGCAUUAAGAAGAGGACAUUGCAUCCUGAUUUACACUCCUGGAUCUGCUGUUUUCCCUUCAGAUGGGAAGAGGAAGAGGUCAGCCUUGCAUUUGGUACAAAGCCCUGUCAAAACUACCAGUCAGCACUCAAGAAGAAAGCAAAAAGGAUCCUGAAGGACCAAAGGGAACGUUGCUGUAAAUAUCCGGAUGACAAGGCACAAGGAAACUUCCAUUUUAUACCUGUUGUUUUAGAGAGAGACUCUGUGGUGAAAACUCCUCAAUGUAAAAUAAAAUGGAAAAACAAAAAAUGCAAAAAGAUGAGGCCCAAAAAGCUGAGAGCAUACAUUCCUACUGAGCAACAAACACUUUCACCUGUGGAUCUGCUGAGAUGCCAAGAGAAGAGCAUCCUCCUCAUAGGCAAACCUGGAAUAGGAAAGACUACAGUCGUCCAGGAAGUGUUGCGUCUGUGGGCAGAGAAAGAGGGCCGAGAGCUGGACUACAUGUUCUACUUUGAUGAAAGUGUUUUGUCUGGUUCUAGCAAUGACGAUGUGGAGUCUAUUUUGUUUAAAGUGUAUUUGAAACCAAUGGAUAAAGACAGAAAAGACGUGUUUCAAGAUAUUGAGGAAAACUCUGAGAAUGUUGUCAUUGUAUUUGAUGGCGUUGUCGAUUUAGAAGAAAAUUCCACCUUAAGGAAGAUCAUGGAUCACGAGCUCCUGCCUGAUGCCAAGAUUAUAAUAACUUGCAGAUCAGAGGUGGAAUAUGAUCCACUUUUCUCCAACUGGCCGACACUGAAAGUGUAUGUCCAAGGAUUCAGUGAAGAGUCUAUCAACACUUACUAUCAGAAGAUGUUGGGUCACGAUCCUGUUCUUCUAGAUGUUGUUUUGAAGAAUCAAGAGCUGUUCAGUCUCAGCCAUGUGCCAAUGUAUGCAUUCAUGAUUGUAGACUUGAUUCAAUUUAAAAACGACAAUGUUUUCAAUCAUCCACACACAGUCACAGAAAUGUACAUCCACAUUUUCCGUGUUGCUGUGAAUAAAAAAAUUGAGCAAAUAGAUAAAUACUUGAAAGACAACAAAGAUCAGGUUUAUUUUUUGAUGAGAAAGGCAUUUAAUGCAACUAUGCAGAAAACCCUGAACGUUAUUAGCAGUGAUGAGACCAACAUUUCUCAUGCUUUUCUGAAGAUGAUCACAACAAGAGACUCGCCUACAUCAGCAACGACGUACUGUGCGUUUCUCCACAACACAAUCCAGGAGUUCUUCUCAGCUUUGUGGCUUCUUGGACAUCCAGAUGAAAUUGAGAAAGUCCUACAACUCUGUCAGACUGAGGAGAGUAAACACAUGAAACAUGUUCUUCCCUUCCUAUGUGGACUUCUGGGAGAACACAACAUUAAACUCAUCAAGUGUCUCUUCCCAGAGGAUCAGAUAAAGAAAACAUCUGACUGGUUCAUUGAGAAGUUUUUGGAAACGUUCCUCCAAGCUCAGAGUGAAAGUGAAGAGUUUGAUCUUCUCUAUGUGUGUCAGUGCUUGUAUGAGCUCCAGUCUCCUAAAGCGUGCUUCAUGUUCCUGGAGAAGAUGGACCAUCAGCUCGAGCCUAAAGAGGAUCUCGACCCUCAUCAGUGUUGUGCUUUGGCUUACGUGAUCACUCAGGCCAGAGAUAAAGAGGUUUAUCUGAAUGUGGAGGACUGUAACAUGACUGACGCAGGAAUGAACAUCAUGCUCAGCUGCUCACCCAAGAUCAGAUUAAAGGUUUGGAAAGAACCAAUGAAGCAAAUCUCAUUCUUUCGAGAAUUCUUCCAUAAAGUAUCUCAGUGCAGAUGCUCCUGUUUAGCCAUGCGACACAAUAACAACCCAGAACUGUGUGAUUUCCUGCUGGAUCUUUGCUCACAUGUGAAGAACUAUGAGACUCAAACAGGCAGGAGUUUCCUUCCAGCAUUACAGUCAGUUUUCCAGUCUCCUGAUGUCUGGAUCAUAGAUCUCUCACAGAGAAAGACCUCCGUCCUCCUGGAAGUGCUGAAACUCCAGACAGAGAAGAAACCAGUAGAGCUGAGAGGAUGUUCAGAGGAAGAGAGUGAAAUGAAGAGUUUCCUUCAGUGUCUGUCCUACAUCUCACAGCUGAGGUUUAGGUUCUAUUAUUAUAAUUAUGAAGAAGUGAAGAAGUCUGCAGUGAAACUCCUGCUGAAUCUCAGUGUUGCUGCAGGUGAAAAUGUCACAGUUACAGGAACAAGAUUCUCUACUCUGCUGUCGUCUGUGUGCAGUUACAAAACCUUCCCUUUUGACCAAGAGUGGUAUUAUAAUGAUGAUGAUCCUGUUUAUCAGUGUGAUUUCCUGCUGGAUCUUUGCUCACAUGUGAAGAACUAUGAGACUCAAACAGGCAGGAGUUUCCUUCCAGCAUUACAGUCAGUUUUCCAGUCUCCUGAUGUCUGGAUCAUAGAUCUCUCACAGAGAAAGACCUCCGUCCUCCUGGAAGUGCUGAAACUCCAGACAGAGAAGAAACCAGUAGAUCUGAGUGGAUGUUCAGAGGAAGAGAGUGAAAUGAAGAGUUUCCUUCAGUGUCUGUCCUACAUCUCACAGCUGAGGUUUAGGUUUUAUUAUAAUAAAGAGAUGAAGAAGUCUGCAGUGAAACUCCUGCUGAAUCUCAGUGUUGCUGCAGGUGAAAAUGUCACAGUUACAGGAACAAGAUUCUCUACUCUGCUGUCGUCUGUGUGCAGUUACAAAACCUUCCCUUUUCAUCAAGAGUGGUAUGAUGAUGAUAAUGAUCCUGAUGAUCAGAGUGAUUUCCUGCUGGAUCUUUACUCACAUGUGAAGAACUAUGAGACUCAAACAGGCAGGAGUUUCCUUCCAGCAUUACAGUCAGUUUUCCAGUCUCCUGAUGUCUGGAUCAUAGAUCUCUCACAGAGAAAGACCUCCGUCCUCCUGGAAGUGCUGAAACUCCAGACAGAGAAGAAACCAGUAGAGCUGAGACGAUGUUCAGAGGAAGAGAGUGAAAUGAAGAGUUUCCUUCAGUGUCUGUCCUACAUCUCACAGCUGAGGUUUCACUAUAUGAAUAUCAGUCUUGAAGUGCAGUUUCUUCUGAGACUCUUGACUAAAGCAGCAGAGACUGAGACACAGACAGGAGAGCAGAUGCUGAAACUGUUAUCAUCAGUCUGCACCUACACAUCUUUUCCUUAUCAAUGGAGUGACAGAAUUAAACAGAGUGAUUUCCUGCUGGAUCUUUGCUCACAUGUGAAGAACUAUGAGACUCAAACAGGCAGGAGUUUCCUUCCAGCAUUACAGUCAGUUUUCCAGUCUCCUGAUGUCUGGAUCAUAGAUCUCUCACAGAGAAAGACCUCCGUCCUCCUGGAAGUGCUGAAACUCCAGACAGAGAAGAAACCAGUAGAGCUGAGAGGAUGUUCAGAGGAAGAGAGUGAAAUGAAGAGUUUCCGUCAGUGUCUGUCCUACAUCUCACAGCUGAGAGCAUCUAAAGAGAGUCUCCAGAAGCUGGUUGAAUGUGUCUAUGAAGCUCAGGAAGAGGAACUGACA